GGUGCUUUUAGCUGACUGUACCAAAGACGGACCAACGAUAGAAACAAAUCCGACUGCCUUAAAUAGUCGACGUUAGCGCCUUAGCGGAUUAAAAGGACAGGAAAUCGCCACCAAAAGUCAUCCCGGCUCUCCAUGAAACAGCUACGCUCUGCUAGCCUUUGAGGUUUGACUUUGACUUUACGGUUUAAAUAAAUAAUAACAACAAUACUGUAAUGGCAUCUCGGUCGCCGUCGUCGUCCCCGGACUCAGCGACGGGCUCAGGUACGGACCCGGCUCGGCCCGACACAGGGGAGCCCCUUGGCGGAGCGGGCUCCGACUCCGACUCGGACCUGGCUCUCAGUAAAUUUGACUGUAGUGCGGUGGAAAUGGGGGACCGGCUGGAGGGAGAGGAGCUGGAGCGGCAGUUUGAGUGUGCAGUCAACCGCCUCCGAGACCUGGCUCAGACGGCCAGCAGGGAUCAGCUGCUGUACCUGUACGCCCGCUACAAACAGGUCAAAGUGGGGAAGUGCAAUACACCAAAGCCCGGCUUCUUUGACUUUGAAGGACAGAGAAAAUGGCAAGCCUGGAAACAGCUUGGGGACAUGGAUGCAGAGCAGGCAAUGCAGGAGUAUGUCUCCUGCAUCAAUGCUUUAGAUCCUGAAGGCAACAGCAAGGAAAGAGUGGGAGCAGAAAAGAGGUCAGGCUUAGGAGGACCAGCAGUCAGCUGUCUGUACCAGGAAGAGACGAUCAGUGAAGAGGAUAAGAACAUCUUUGACUACUGCAGAGAAAAUAACAUCGACCACAUCACCAAGGCCAUCAGCUCCCAGAAAGUGGACGUCAACACAAAAGAUGAAGAGGGCCGGGCUCUCCUGCACUGGGCCUGCGACAGAGGACACAAGGAGCUGGUGUCAGUAUUACUGCAGAACAAAGCUGACAUCAACAGUCAGGGACAGUGGAGGGUGGGGGGAGGAGAGGAAGAGGAGAAGAACAGCCCGAAAGUACAGAUGAUGAAGGACAGACAGCACUACAUUAUGCAUCGGCAUGUGAGUUUGCUGAUAUCGUCGAGCUCCUGCUGAAGGCUGGCGCUGACCCGUCCAUCAAAGACCUGGAGGGCUCUCUUCCUGAAGAAGUCACUGAAUCCAGUGCCAUCUCCUCUCUCCUGUGCCAGUACACCGCUCCAAAAGGCUAGGCCACCUGCCCAGUCACCCCUCAGCCUCAGCCCCAGUCCCUGUCCCUGUCCCUGUGCCUGUCCCAGUCUCAAGUGUACUCAACCCAAACCCUGAGCCUUCUCCCUCUGCCACCCCUAGCCCUUAAAAGACUGUCUUCAACCCCAACCCCAGUAGACCACGAUUGCAGAAGUGUUUUUAUUUGAUUUUAUUUCAAAAUGCUUGAGGUUUGUUUGGUUUCGUUGGCUUGGGACAUUUAAACUGUCCACUGUAAGUGUAAAAAAAACUAGGUGUAAGCCCUCCAGGAUUAUAAGGCACAAGAAAUGAAGCGCACCUCAAGUAUUUUACAUAUAUACUAUACACUUAUUCUGCCCCGGUCUGUCAGCCACCCAGCCCCUUCAGUGUGGGUCAGUGCCCUCUAACAGUCUCAGUUACAGCCGUUUGUUCAGUUGUGUUACAUUCCAAGGAAUGCAUUAAUCAUUUGUCAUUUAUCACUAUUAAAGUGUUCAACAAAU
Molecule: messenger RNA, 1660 nt
Organism: Myripristis murdjan (pinecone soldierfish)
Lineage: Eukaryota; Metazoa; Chordata; Actinopteri; Holocentriformes; Holocentridae
Gene: acbd6
Product: acyl-CoA binding domain containing 6
Exons: 9
Coding region: 213-1055 (280 amino acids)
Molecular function (GO): protein binding; fatty-acyl-CoA binding
Source: RefSeq, a predicted model, not a curated record